Molecule: messenger RNA, 404 nt
Organism: Cyprinodon variegatus (sheepshead minnow)
Lineage: Eukaryota; Metazoa; Chordata; Actinopteri; Cyprinodontiformes; Cyprinodontidae
Product: cytochrome b-c1 complex subunit 10-like
Exons: 3
Coding region: 16-198 (60 amino acids)
Biological process (GO): mitochondrial electron transport, ubiquinol to cytochrome c
Cellular component (GO): mitochondrial inner membrane
Source: RefSeq, a predicted model, not a curated record
UUCUAGAAGAUCAGAAUGGUUCAGAAAAUACUCAAUAAAUUCGUUGGUGCCAAGUAUGUCUCUAUUCUGAGAACGUGGUUACCAACUAUGGUUACCUGGGGAACAGUUGGCGGCGUGGCGCUCAUUCACUUCACUGACUGGCGGUUAAUUCUAGACUAUGUGCCGUACGUUAAUGGGAAGUUCAAGAAAGACGAAUAAAGAAAUGAAGAUGACCAGAGCUCCGGUUGGAUUCCUUUCAGCUCAAGUAGGAUGCCCUGUCUCUGCAGGCUACAGAAUGCACUCUAAAAAUGCACAUUUUGAUCCAGUGUUGUAAGGUGUGAAUAAAUCAUUAACUUAUCCUCAUAUGUCCAAGAAAUUUUGUAAAUGAUGAGCCAUUAAACUUGUUUUGAUUCAAACUAUGUUUU